GGGCGCGGCGACAUGGAGCCGCCCGCUGCUUUCUCCGGCUUCCCGGCCCCGCCCUUGGUCGUGCCGUCGGGGCCGCCGCCGUCCCCGCUUGCCGGAGCUGAGCCAGGGCCGGAGCCCGAGGAGGCGGUCGCGGGCCGCGGGGAGCCGGAGCCCGCGCCCGCGCCCGGCCCCGGACGGCGGCGGCGGCGGCCCCUGCAGCGCGGGAAGCCGCCCUACUCGUACAUCGCGCUCAUCGCCAUGGCGCUGGCGCACGCCCCGGGCCGCCGCCUCACGCUGGCCGCCAUCUACCGCUUCAUCACCGAGCGCUUCGCCUUCUACCGCGACAGCCCGCGCAAGUGGCAGAACAGCAUCCGCCACAACCUCACGCUCAACGACUGCUUCGUCAAGGUGCCCCGCGAGCCGGGCAACCCGGGCAAGGGCAACUACUGGACGCUCGACCCGGCGGCCGCCGACAUGUUCGACAACGGCAGCUUCCUGCGGCGCCGCAAGCGCUUCAAGCGCGCCGAGCUGCCCGCGCUCCCGGCCGCGCCGCCCGGGCCCGCCGCCGGCCCGCCGUCCUUCCCCUACGCGCCCUACAGGCCCGGCCCCGGGCUGCUCGCGCCGCCGCCCCCCGCCGACCCGGGCCCCUCGCCGCCCGCGCGCCUCUUCAGCGUCGACAGCCUGGUGAGCCUGCAGCCCGAGCUGGCGGGGCUGAUGGCCCCCGAGCCGCCCUGCUGCGCCGCGCCCGACGCCAGCGCCGCCUUCCCGCGUUGCCCGGCCGCCGCACCCCCGCCGCUCUACUCGCAGGCCCCCGAGCGCCUGGGGCUGCCCCCGGCGCUGCCCGGGCCCGGCCCCGGCCCGCUUGCCGCUGAGCCUCUGCUGGCCUUGGCGGGGCCGGCAGCCGCGCUCGGCCCGCUCAGCCCCGGGGACGCCUACCUGCGGCAGCCGGCCUACGCGCCGGGCCUGGAGCGCUACCUGUGAGCCCCUUCGCCACCGGCCGGAGCAGCCUGAGGGCCCCUCUCCCGCAGGACUGGGGCACUGCCUGUGAACGCCCCCUCGCUCUGCCCUCUUGGCUCGGAGAACUGCUCUGAGCUCCCUAU
Molecule: messenger RNA, 1079 nt
Organism: Manis javanica (Malayan pangolin)
Lineage: Eukaryota; Metazoa; Chordata; Mammalia; Pholidota; Manidae
Gene: FOXE3
Product: forkhead box E3
Biological process (GO): anatomical structure morphogenesis; cell differentiation; regulation of transcription by RNA polymerase II
Molecular function (GO): RNA polymerase II cis-regulatory region sequence-specific DNA binding; DNA-binding transcription factor activity, RNA polymerase II-specific
Source: RefSeq, a predicted model, not a curated record